Messenger RNA from Grus americana (Whooping crane), 5414 nucleotides. RefSeq names its product F-box protein 34 (gene FBXO34). The coding region runs from base 2415 to 4784 and encodes 789 amino acids. The record is from RefSeq and is a predicted model, not a curated record. The transcript is spliced from 3 exons. NCBI's taxonomy places the organism in Eukaryota, Metazoa, Chordata, Aves, Gruiformes, Gruidae. Gene Ontology annotation, molecular function: protein binding.
UCCAAAAGCUGUGUGGGUUUAAAGCAAACUUUAACCUUUGUUCUUUGUGGCUGCGUAGACAGCAUAUACUUGCUAUGUUAGUCUCAUGGUAAUUUAGAACUGGAAAAGACUUCCUGGUCACCCAGCUCAUUGCUUUCCCAAGCAGUAUCUCCUAAUCCCUCUUGUAAAUUAGUCCAGCCUAAAAACAAUUACAUCUUUUCUUCUCUCCUCCUGUAGAUUAAGCCAUUACUGGAGAUGACAGAUGUAGCUGUGCAGUUAGGAACUUUCUUUUGAUUCCCAGACUGAACAUUCAUGCCAGUUUAUAUACUUGUUUUAGCUUGUGUUCCUUUUUUUUCUUUUGUGUAAAGACCGCUUCUUAUUUUCAGUGGUUUACCUCUUUUGCUGUAUGCUGUAAAAUGUGGUUGUAUACCCUCAUCUGUGGUUUUGCUGUGCUGAAUGACCCAAGUGCUAUCUAGUAGGUUCUUGAAUAACAACUGUUAUAGUCAUUCUUGGUCUGGGUGAAUCUCCUCUGAGUCAUCACAAAAAGUGUGUGCUGCACCCCAGAGCAGAUCUGGCAAGAGACCUGUUUGCUGCUACCUUGAGUAUAUCACUUAAUCACCUCCGCUCGCCUCUGUUUCAUAGAUGUGUCUGUGGUGGCCAAUGCACCUUUCUUCGUUAUCUCAAACUUUUUGGUGCUCAGCUUUCUGGUGCUGAUAUCACCAUCUGCAUUUCAAAACUCUCCUCUGUUUCUGUUACUCGGUGCUUUGUGUCUCUGCUGUACCAGUAACACCUUUCAUCGCUGUGGGUGCACCUGUAGUAUUUGUGCUGAGGUCAUUCCUAACAAAAUCACAGUGUUCCUAAGGCUGAUUCUUGAGGCAUGUUUCUGGUUUCCAGGCUGGUAUUUUCUUAUUCAGCAUCACCUGGGGCUGUCUGCUGCUAAGCCAGCUCCUUUGUCUGCUUUCCUGUUCCUCUGCCAAUCUGUCUUAACUAGUAAAUCUCCCUGUGCCUUCUGAAGUCCAUGUGAGUAAGGAAGGCGUAGUACAUUGGUCUAAAAAGAUCACUUCUUUUGAGAAUCUUCAGGUUAGUCUGUCAUAUUGAACUAUUUCCUCUUCCCCAUUUUUUUCUGUGUCACCUUAAUCCUCUUUGUUUGCAAAGCACCUUCAUAUUCAAGUCAGACUACCAGGCAAGGAAAGGCUGCAAUUUCUCUCCCUUCUUUCUCCCCUGCAGUGCCACCUCCAAUGUCCUACGUGUUUUAUUAACUCAUAUUGUUGCCUUUCAAGAGGCUUAUAAAUCUUGCUUUUUGGCCUGCAGUUUAUGAGCCUAUCUAUUUUGGAUUCUACAACACUCCUCACCAUUGUUGUGAAGCUCUUUAAUCCUCUCCCUGCCAACGUUCUUGUUCAAAUUAACCCCUGGGCUUUUGCCCUUGUGAUCACCCUUAUCACCCCUCUCUAAAAAUGAUGCAAAGUCAAAUUUAAUAUUUUGUGCUGUGCCUAGAGUGCUCUUAAUCUCUGCCCUGGCCUUGCUUGCAGCCCUGUUUCUCUCCCUGUCCUUUCUCACCAACUGAAGAACCUUUUACUGUUUCUUUGUUUUUAAAUAUCUUUGCAGGGACUUAAAGCUGUACCAGUUCUCACAUUUAUUCCUAGACUUUUUGAUCUCUAAGAUCCAACUUUCCAAGUGGUGUGACUUGAAACCUGUGCCUGCUUCUUGUAUCCUUUGUGAAGAAGGAACAUGUUCAGUUGGAGUUUCUUCUGUUCUUGUUUGGAAUGCGUUCUUAAUAAUGAAAACACCUUCUGACUCCUGGAGAACGCCUGCUGAAUUGUGCUCUCUGCAGCAAAAUCCUCUGCGCCACAGUGCAGCUGACUUCAUGAACCAGUUCCUUUUGGUCUUGAGUUUCAAAAGAACAACCUGGUGACUUGGCCUCAGAUCUACUUUUGCUUAUUCAUUCUUUUGAACUCUGAGUCUCUUAAUGAUAAUGCGGUCCAAGGUUAAUUUCUACAACCUUUCAUGUGUUCUCAUUAUGUAUGCACAAAAAUGAAGACUAAAUAGCAUCACUUUGUGUUGGUUCGUUAACUGUUUGAAGAAAUUUGUUGCGCCAUGAUAUCCAAAAGGAUCUUGGUCCUCUCGCAGUUAAUAAAUUAAAAAACAAAUGUUAAAUCAAGGAAGAUAAAACAUUUCCAGAAGGAAACCUGUCACUAUCUCUGUGCUACUGUGAGCAGCUUUCAGCAGAAGUUCUAUAAAACCACUUUUUUUUCCCCUUACUUUCCUUCUCCCAAAUUACUUGUGUGAUUCCUUCUCAUCUUAGCCUGUUCCACCACAGGCAUGUGUGCUAUCCCAUCAUCUUUGAGUUACAUGGCUUUUGGAGCAGCUUAACCUCUUUGUUCUCCUCUGCUUUGUCAUCCCUGUGUCAUCCGUAGUGUGGCUGGGAAGUAGGGAUCAUGGGUUUGAGCUUCCUCGGGCUCAACAAAGAAUUGCUUCUACGUCACUCUCUUCAUGGCUGGCCGCUCGAGCGGAGAGCGCUGCUUCAACAGUCCCAUACCUUCUGUUCACCCUCAAAGCCUGCAAUAAUCCUCACUUCUUCUCCAACUGAUGCAAGAGGUGGUUUCACAGGUGUUGGGAGGGUUUCUGGUAUGCACUUAAAGCCAUAUCUCAAGUUACAGAAGAAAGAGCGAUCUCCAGAAAUAAGCCAGGAUUCCCUGCGAGCCCCACCUAUGAGCCAUCAGAGAUCCACACAAGAAGAAAAAUACACCACCAACUGCACCAAACUGAGUGUUUUCCCGAAACCCUCCCUUGUGACUCCAUCUCGGAAGCUUCUGGGGAUUAUUUAUCCAAAUACUAUGUGCAAUAUGAAUGGGAAAGGUCCAGCGGAUGGUCCAAGUGCAAGGGAGAAGAAGAACGCCCUGUCUGCAACCAUCCACCAGGGAGAAGAAGGGGAAGGGCCUCUGGAUGUCUGGGCUGUUGUGAAACCUGGCAAUACUAAGGAGAAGAUCGCGUUCUUUGCAGCCCAGCAGUGCAGCAGCAACAACCGGCUAGGCUCUAUGAAAAUUAAAAGCACGUGGGAUAUUGACGGAAGAACAGCUAAACGCAGGAAAAAAUCAGUAGAUCUUAAAAAAGCCAAAAUUCAACUGGAAAGAAUGAGGGAGGUGAAUGCCAGGUGCUCCCAGCCGGAGCCUUUUGCCUGCGGCAUCGAGCACUGUUCAGUGCAUUACAUGAACGACAACGGCGAGGGUGUGUUCCCGGGCCGGUCCCUCUCUGUGAUAGAGAUGGUAGCUUUUCUGGAGCAACGAGCAAGUGCUUUACUGGUAGACUGUGCUAAAACCUGCACACCUGCUUCUACUACGAGGCUGAAUGCUCAGCCUAAAGGUGCGCUUCCCAGCUCGGACCCUUUCUCCUCUGCCGGGGCGUGCGAGGUGCACGCGGAGAGGGGACCUUGCAGUAGUAGCGAGCAGCAGCAGAGCGAGCCCGUGCGUGUGCUGGACAUGGUGGCCAAGCUGGAGUCAGAAUGCCUGAGGCGCCAGAGCGAGCGGGAGGCCGGGAGCCUCUCGCGGAACAACAGCUUCCGUAGAAACGUCGGGAGGGUGCUCCUGGCGAACGGCACCCAGCCCGAGGGAGAGGCGGGGAAGGUCUCCUCGGGCGUCCUGGCUCCAGGGGAUGACUUGGAGGAGGCUGGGGUGGCGGAGGCUGGAUAUGGAGGACGGUGCGGCCCUCUGGGUGACACCGAGUUGUGGGAUGGAGCUGCCUCCGCUCGGCAGCCUUUUCCUUCUGGGCUGGAUACUCGGAUGGGGAAUGUGAAUUCGGGACUUGCUCAUGCAGUGUUGGCAAUAACCGCUGGCAGGAGCGAUUCUGAAACACGAAUCGAGCCUCCCAGACCUCUGCUGUCUGCAUGUGCAGCUGCUGCCAGGUUGCCACCGGAUUCCUUGCGGAGCAAGAACGCAACUGUUGAUUGUAUGUUGAAAGAGCCUGUAAUUUUCCCAAAGCAGAAUCUGCACCCUGCGAGGAAGGAGCCCUUAUGCAUCAGUAUAUCGGUCACCAAGACCGAGAAAGGAUGCAGGAAAGAGAAGCUCUCUAACUCCAGCUCUGGUGAAGAUCUGCUCCCAGGGAGGCUGUUUUUUCUCCAGGCUGACCAGCCUGCUGCUCAUGAGCCACAGUCACUACGGGAAAGUACCCAAGAAAAGCCAGAAGUAGCCCAAAAUGAGGAUGAGGAUGCUUUGGCAUCUGACAGAUCGUGCGUCAGAAACAGCGUCCCUACAGAGCCAUCUGCCCUUUCCGUUCCUCCGACAGAAGGGGCUUUGCAAGUACUCGAUGCUUCCUGCUUAAAAAGGCAGGUUUCGCAUGACUUUCUGGAGACCAGGUUUAAAAUUCAGCAGCUUUUGGAGCCUCAGCAGUAUAUGGCCUUCCUGCCUCACCACAUCAUAGUGAAGAUCUUUGGAUUGCUUCCUACUAGGAGCCUGGUUGCCCUAAAAUGCACUUGCUACUACUUCAAAUUCAUCAUCGAAUACUACAACAUCAGGCCAGCAGACUCCCGCUGGGUCCGCGAUCCCCGUUACAGAGAAGACCCGUGCAAGCAGUGCAAGAAGAAGUACGUGAAAGGGGACGUAUCGCUGUGCCGGUGGCAUCCCAAACCAUACUGUCAAGCUUUACCCUACGGGCCCGGGUACUGGAUGUGCUGUCACCGGUCUCAGAAGGGCAUCCCAGGCUGUAAGUUAGGUCUUCAUGACAAUCACUGGGUUCCUGCCUGCCACAGCUUUAAUCGUGCUAUUCAUAAGAAAACCAGAGGAGCGGGGGCCGAAGUGGAAGAGGAAUAUUAGUGCACAUACACUUUCCUGCGAGAUUGUUUGGGGUAGGAGGAGAUUCUUAUGCCUUGUGCUGUUUACAGUGUAUAUAAUUGUCGUGGAUUUUUUGUUUUUCACAGGGCUAUGAAACUGCACAUACUUAAACACAAGAGCCUUUACCUUUUAGAUUAAAGAUAGCUUUUAGUCCAUCUAUGUAAAUAACACUAUAAAAACUAAUUGUACAUACAGAGUCUACAGCUGGCUGAACAAUGUAAUCACUACAAUGCAGCUAUGAUAGUGUUGCGGCUAUAGUUGUGUGUGUUUUUAAGUGUCUUGUUUCAAAAAUGUGUAUAUCCUGUAUAAUAUAUGAAUGUUUCUGAGAAGAAACUCUAAAUAGGUAAAGGUCAACUUGUUUAAAGAAUCUUCAGACAACUUAACUGGACAACCUUAAAAUUAGACUAGAACAGAUCCAUUAUAGUAGUGUGGCAGUGGAUAAAAAGAGGAAUAUUAUUGUAUAGUCAGAAUAUAAAAAGUUCUUGGCUACCUUACCCACGUUGUCUGGUUGUGUUUUGUUUUUUUUUUUACUUAAAUAAAAUGUGCAUUCUAGAUCUGCCUUACCUGAUUUUCUCUUGUAAAACUCUUGCCCCAAAAUAAAAAUACUGUAAA